Molecule: messenger RNA, 1113 nt
Organism: Prunus armeniaca (apricot)
Lineage: Eukaryota; Viridiplantae; Streptophyta; Magnoliopsida; Rosales; Rosaceae
Source: the annotation of a GenBank genome assembly
AUGGCCCCAACAGGUUGCAGCUGCUUCCCAGUGACACUUGAGCGAUCCAAAAAGGGUAGCUUCAAGUUUGUUAGGAGUUCCUCCUCUGUUGCUGGUUCAUUUAAAUCAUUUUCUUUUAAGAAAAGGAGCACCCAAGAGAAACAAGCACUGAUUGUUUGCUUUGGGGAGAUGUUGAUCGAUUUCGUCCCAAUUACUGCUGGAGUUUCUCUUGCAGAUGCAGAAGGUUUCAAAAAAGCUGCUGGUGGAGCUCCUGCUAAUGUUGCAGUUGGAAUAUCAAGAUUAGGAGGCUCAGCAGCAUUUAUGGGCAAGGUUGGUAAAGAUGAAUUUGGAUACAUGUUGGCUGAUAUUCUGAAAGAAAACAAUGUGGACAAUUCCGGCAUGCGUUUUGACCCAAAUGCAAGGACUGCAUUGGCAUUUGUUACACUCAGAAGUGACGGGGAACGUGAAUUCAUGUUCUACCGCAACCCAAGUGCUGAUAAGCUUCUUCAUGAGAAAGAACUUGACGUGAAUCUAAUAAAAAAGGCUGGUAUUUUUCACUAUGGAUCGAUUAGUUUGAUCGAGGAACCAUGCAGAUCGGCUCAUCUUGCUGCAAUGGACAUUGCCAAAAAGGCUGGUUGUAUCCUCUCUUAUGAUCCAAACUUGAGAUUGCCACUGUGGCCAUCUGCAGAGGCUGCUCAGCAAGGCAUUAUGAGCAUAUGGAACCAAGCUGACAUUAUUAAGAUAAGUGAGGAAGAAAUUGAGUUCUUGACUGGAGGUGAUGAUCCUUAUGAUGAUGAUAUGGUCAUGAAAAAACUUUAUCACCCCAAUCUGAAGCUUCUGAUAGUAACUGUAGGGGCAGCAGGCUGCAGAUACUAUACAAAGGAAUUUAAGGGUAAGGUUGAAGGCAUCAAAGCUGAUGCUGUUGACACUACUGGUGCCGGUGAUUCGUUUGUCGGUGCCAUACUCAACAGCUGGGGUUCAGACCUAAAUCUGUACAAGGAUGAAAAAAGGUUGAGAGAAGCUCUCUUGUUUGCCAAUGCAUGUGGUGCUCUCACGGUGCAAAAGAAAGGAGCUAUACCAGCAAUGCCCACAAAAGAAGCUGUCGACCAAUUUCUUCACCAAACCACUGCUUGA